UUAGGGUUUUUGCGAUGGAGCUGCUAUGGAGGAGUUCGCCAUUCACCAGCGCUGCUCAAAUACCUCUCAAAUUCACUCGCCAAUCGCCCGCAGGAGCGAUCCCUUUGUCGAUCACCGCCGAGGAAUACAAUCGCCGGGAGAACAGGAGAAUGAAGCACCAAAGAAUUCGCAAGAAGCUGAGCGGUACCACGGAGAGGCCACGGCUCGCAGUUUUUCGUUCCAACCAGCAUUUGUACUGCCAGGUGAUUGACGACACCAAAAUGCACACGCUCGCGGCCAUGUCGACGAUCCAGAAGCCCCUCCGCGACGAGCUCAAUCUCAGUUCUGGCCCAACGAUUGAGGCGGCAAAACGAGUCGGGGAAGAGAUUGCCAAGCUUUGUCUCAGUAAAGGAAUCACCAAAAUAGCUUUCGACCGGGGUGGAUUUGAGUACCAUGGUCGGAUCAAAGCCCUGGCCGAGGCCGCUCGAGAGAGUGGGCUUGAGUUCUAAACAAAUUCUUCUCUUUUUGUUUUA
Selaginella moellendorffii is the source of this 512-nucleotide messenger RNA. RefSeq names its product 50S ribosomal protein L18, chloroplastic. Bases 15 to 488 code for a protein of 157 amino acids. The record is from RefSeq and is a predicted model, not a curated record. NCBI's taxonomy places the organism in Eukaryota, Viridiplantae, Streptophyta, Lycopodiopsida, Selaginellales, Selaginellaceae. The transcript has 4 exons. Gene Ontology annotation, cellular component: ribosome. Gene Ontology annotation, biological process: translation. Gene Ontology annotation, molecular function: 5S rRNA binding; structural constituent of ribosome.